UUGGACCUAAAGGAGAAAAGGGAAUUCGCGGAACCACUUGUACAAAAGGCGCAUCCGGUUCGAUUGGAAAGGAUGGAAUUAAGGGUGAUAUUGGACCAAAAGGAGACAAGGGAGAAAUUGGAGUUGGAAUUCCAGGUGCUGUCGGACCUAAAGGAGACAAGGGAAUCAACGGAACCAUCGGCGCAACUGGAAAGGAUGGAAUGAAGGGCGAGAUAGGAAAAAAAGGAGACAAGGGAGAAAUUGGAAUGGGAACCCCUGGUGCUGUUGGAUCUAAAGGAGAAAAGGGAAUUCGUGGAACCACUGGUACAAAAGGCGCAUCCGGUUCGAUUGGAAAGGAUGGAAUUAAGGGUGAUAUUGGACCAAAAGGAGAGAAGGGAGAAAUUGGAGUUGGAAUUCCAGGUGCUGUCGGACCUAAAGGAGACAAGGGAAUCAACGGAACCAUCGGAGCAACUGGAAAGGAUGGAAUGAAGGGCGAGAUUGGAAAAAAAGGAGACAAGGGAGAAAUUGGAAUGGGAACCCCUGGUGCUGUUGGAACUAAAGGAGAAAAAGGAAUUCGCGGAACCACUGGUACAAAAGGCGCAUCCGGUUCGAUUGGAAAGGAUGGAAUUAAGGGUGAUAUUGGACCAAAAGGAGACAAGGGAGAAAUUGGAGUUGGAAUUCCAGGUGCUGUUGGACCUAAAGGAGACAAGGGAGUCAACGGAACCAUCGGAGCAACUGGAAAGGAUGGAAUGAAGGGCGAGAUAGGAAUAAAAGGAGACAAGGGAGAAAUUGGAAUGGGAACCCCUGGUGCUGUUGGACCUAAAGGAGAAAAGGGAAUUCGCGGAACCACUGGUACAAAAGGCGCAUCCGGUUCGAUUGGAAAGGAUGGAAUUAAGGGUGAUAUUGGACCAAAAGGAGACAAGGGAGAAAUUGGAGUUGGAAUUCCAGGUGCUGUUGGACCUAAAGGAGACAAGGGAGUCAACGGAACCAUCGGAGCAACUGGAAAGGAUGGAAUGAAGGGCGAGAUAGGAAUAAAAGGAGACAAGGGAGAAAUUGGAAUGGGAACCCCUGGUGCUGUUGGACCUAAAGGAGAAAAGGGAAUUCGCGGAACCACUGGUACAAAAGGCGCAUCCGGUUCGAUUGGAAAGGAUGGAAUUAAGGGUGAUAUUGGACCAAAAGGAGACAAGGGAGAAAUUGGAGUUGGAAUUCCAGGUGCUGUUGGACCUAAAGGAGACAAGGGAGUCAACGGAACCAUCGGAGCAACUGGAAAGGAUGGAAUGAAGGGCGAGAUAGGAAUAAAAGGAGACAAGGGAGAAAUUGGAAUGGGAACCCCUGGUGCUGUUGGACCUAAAGGAGAAAAGGGAAUUCGCGGAACCACUGGUACAAAAGGCGCAUCCGGUUCGAUUGGAAAGGAUGGAAUUAAGGGUGAUAUUGGACCAAAAGGAGACAAGGGAGAAAUUGGAGUUGGAAUUCCAGGUGCUGUUGGACCUAAAGGAGACAAGGGAGUCAACGGAACCAUCGGAGCAACUGGAAAGGAUGGAAUGAAGGGCGAGAUAGGAAUAAAAGGAGACAAGGGAGAAAUUGGAAUGGGAACCCCUGGUGCUGUUGGACCUAAAGGAGAAAAGGGAAUUCGCGGAACCACUGGUACAAAAGGCGCAUCCGGUUCGAUUGGAAAGGAUGGAAUUAAGGGUGAUAUUGGACCAAAAGGAGACAAGGGAGAAAUUGGAGUUGGAAUUCCAGGUGCUGUCGGACCUAAAGGAGACAAGGGAAUCAACGGAACCAUCGGAGCAACUGGAAAGGAUGGAAUGAAGGGCGAGAUAGGAAAAAAAGGAGACAAGGGAGAAAUUGGAAUGGGAACCCCUGGUGCUGUUGGAUCUAAAGGAGAAAAGGGAAUUCGUGGAACCACUGGUACAAAAGGCGCAUCCGGUUCAAUUGGAAAGGAUGGAAUUAAGGGUGAUAUUGGACCAAAAGGAGACAAGGGAGAAAUUGGAGAAGGAAUUCCAGGUGCUGUUGGACCUAAAGGAGACAAGGGAGUCAACGGAACCAUCGGAGCAACUGGAAAGGAUGGAAUGAAGGGCGAGAUAGGAAUAAAAGGAGACAAGGGAGAAAUUCGAAUGGGAACCCCUGGUGCUGUUGGACCUAAAGGAGAAAAGGGAAUUCGCGGAACCACUGGUACAAAAGGCGCAUCCGGUUCGAUUGGAAAGGAUGGAAUUAAGGGUGAUAUUGGACCAAAAGGAGACAAGGGAGAAAUUGGAGUUGGAAUUCCAGGUGCUGUCGGACCUAAAGGAGACAAGGGAGUCAACGGAACCACUGGUACAAAAGGCGCAUCCGGUUCGAUUGGAAAGGAUGGAAUUAAUGGUGAUAUUGGACCAAAAGGAGACAAGGGAGAAAUUGGAGUUGGAAUUCCAGGUGCUGUUGGACCUAAAGGAGACAAGGGAGUCAACGGUUGGAACCACUGGUACAAAAGGCGCAUCCGGUUCGAUUGGAAAGGAUGGAAUUAA
Messenger RNA from Daphnia pulicaria, 2480 nucleotides. Its product is annotated as collagen alpha-1(IV) chain-like. NCBI's taxonomy places the organism in Eukaryota, Metazoa, Arthropoda, Branchiopoda, Diplostraca, Daphniidae. The coding region runs from base 201 to 2480 and encodes 759 amino acids. The transcript is spliced from 20 exons. The record is from RefSeq and is a predicted model, not a curated record.